AAUAAAUCUCAAAACUAUCCCAAAAUUUUUCUAUCAUAAAAUGAACCCUUAUACCUCCCUAUAGAUAUAAACUCGAAAUUUCAUUUGAGUAGAGCCACAUAUACUCAUAGUUAUAAAACUCCAAAGAUCAAACAAUGGCAUCAAACGCUUGCAAACUCCUUUGCCUCGUUCUCUCACUCGCCUUCGUCACCCAAGGAUAUGCAUUUAUAUGGAGGGACUGCAAACCAAACGAUCUAAUUGUGACACAAUCGAAGACCGGAAAAUUGGUUCAGAACAAACCAGAGUGGGAAGUGAAAGUGACGAACCCUUGUAAGUGCCAAUUCUUACACGUAAAGCUGUCAUGUGCCGGUUUCAGUUCGGUCACACCCAUCAGCUCCUCGGUGUUGAUUCAUGUCAAUGACAAUUGUUACCUCGGAGGCGCUGGCAUGGUCAUGCCUCACUUAGACGUCGUAUUCAACUACGUAUGGGACACCAGCUUCGACUUCAAGGAAAAUGGAACGAAAUUUUCAACCGAUAUCAUAAUGCCACAAAAUAUCAGUAGGAAAAAACUCCACCAAAAUCAAACAAUGGCAUCACCAGACGCUUGCAAAGUCCUUUGCCUCGUUCUCUUGUUCGCCUUUGUCAUCCAAGGGUAUGGGGACUGUGGUCUUAAUUAUCUAUCUGUGAAACAAUCGAAGACCGGAAAAUUGGUUCAGAACAAACCGGAGUGGGAAGUGAGAGUGACGAACCCAUGUAAAUGCAAAUUCCAGUACGUAAAGUUGUCAUGUGCCGGUUUUCAAUCGGUCACUCCCGUCCCUACCUCGGCGUUGUCGAAAUCUGGUGACCAGUGUCUCCUCGACGCCGGUAAACUCAUCUUCCCUCAUGUAGACUUCGUUUUCAAAUACGUGUGGGACACGAGCUUCGACCUCAAGGUUGUCGACGGCGUGAUCGUUUGCUCUUAAUUAAUUCUCUACUUGGAUGGUUUCAGUUUUGGUUCGCAUAUGAAACUAAUGUUUAUUACUUAAGUUCUGCCAAAAUCAUUAGCUUGAUAUUAAUAAAGUCGACAGUCGCUUUUUUUGGGGGGGUUAUUAAUUCUCUUAACAGAAAUUAAAAUGCAAACCUCGAAAAGCCGUAAAAUUACGGGAAAUACUUAAGAAUUGG
Thlaspi arvense is the source of this 1140-nucleotide messenger RNA. NCBI's taxonomy places the organism in Eukaryota, Viridiplantae, Streptophyta, Magnoliopsida, Brassicales, Brassicaceae. The record is from the annotation of a GenBank genome assembly.